UUUGAAGAAAUGUGUAUGUUUCUCUUGCUUGUGGUCGUCUUUCUCUUGGCCUAUGGUUCUGCCAUCCAAUCACUUCUAUACAGACAGACAAAAGAAUCAAGCAUAUGGGAUAUCCUAAAAGACGUUGUGUUUUAUCCCUAUUGGGAGCUAUAUGGAGAAUUGGCGUUUGAAGAAACUAAGAAAUUUAAAAGCAAUAUCACCUGUGUGGACGAAGCGAAAGGGAUUAACAGCACAAUGUUGCGUUUGGUGGCACUGGCUAAAUGUAAGCAGGAACACUGGCUUGUUUACAUCUUGUGUGCAGGCUACCUCAUCAUGGGGAACAUCCUACUGUUUAAUCUUCUUAUCGCCAUCUUCAACCAUAUCUUUACCAAGGUUGAGGAGAAAUCGAACGAGAUUUGGAAGUUCCAGAUGUACUUCCUCACCAUGGAGUUUGACAACAAGACGGCCUUGGUCCCGCCCCUAAGCAUCAUCCCCCACGUGUACAUAUGUUUAAAGUGGCUGGCUAGGAAAACCUGCUGCCGAAAAAAAUCCAGAGGUGUACAGUUCACACAGAGACACUUGGAAUUUCUUCAUCUCUUUGAGAAAGAGGAAAUGGCCAACUAUCUAAGACGUAUUAAAUUAGAGCAAAAAGAUUCGACAGAAUCUAAACUACAAAAGCGGGUAGAAGAGCUGUUUAAAUUGGUGGAGGAGGAACUGACCGCUGACCACGGAGGCAGUUCUUUUAACCAGACGUUAAGUGCCACACAGACAGUCAAAAUGACCCAAAAGACCACACCAGAGUCUUGUCCCUUGGAGCCCAGCGGUUGGCCUAGGACUGAAGCUGUCCUUGACUAUGCCAAAAUGUUGGAAGAGAAAGAGGAAGAGAAAACCAAAGAAGAAACACAGGAGGACGAUGUUGAUGAGGAUCGAGUAAAGAAAAAGAAGAAACUUAAAAAAGAAAAGAAGAAAAAGCAGCAGCAAAUGGAGGAAAUAAUUAUAAACUUGGAUCAACGAAAUAAAGCCAAACCUGAAAGUGAGGCCAAUAAGGACUCUCCCUUAGAAACCAGGUCCCCAAUAAGGCAGGGUCCAGACUCGAAUCCCAAGAAUCUGUUAUUACGACGUCUCCAGACGACACAAAAUAAUUUGACUGAUGAUUCCUUUGAUAGUGAUGAUGCUCAGCCGCAAGUUCCAGAUUCUUCUAUCAUUAUAAGUAUGCCGAGAAGAACGCAGUCGUUUGAUAUACAGCCCAGUGACUCUGAUUCUGACAGACCUCGGAGGAUGCGGUCCAAGAAAUCACUUCUCCGAGUGGAGAGCAGUACAGAGGACGAAAGGCGAUCUAAAAAGAGAAUCUUUAAACGACGAGGAAGCCACCAGCUGUCCGAUACAGAAUGAAUAUUUUGUUAAGUUUCUUGUAAAUAGGAAUUCUUAUUUCCUUCAAGUGUAAUUGAGAUA
Molecule: messenger RNA, 1431 nt
Organism: Saccostrea cuccullata (small rock oyster)
Lineage: Eukaryota; Metazoa; Mollusca; Bivalvia; Ostreida; Ostreidae
Product: transient receptor potential cation channel subfamily M member 3-like
Exons: 6
Biological process (GO): metal ion transport; monoatomic cation transmembrane transport
Cellular component (GO): plasma membrane
Molecular function (GO): monoatomic cation channel activity
Source: RefSeq, a predicted model, not a curated record